CAAAUUAUUUGUUGGAGAUAAAAACAGUGCUGGUUUAGUAAAAUACAUUUCAGGCACCAUCUUAUGCUUUCAUAUGUAAUUCAUACUUUUACGUUUUCUUAUCAGAAGAUAAAGGACAUGUGGAGGCUAAUCUGCAACCUAUGUGUCUUGUCUCAGUCAUAACUGUUAAAAUUGUGUUUUUUUAAUAUGUUUCAUGUGCCACACGAAAGAAAAAAACACACUGUAUUGGGUGACCACUCAGAGAUCUUGAAACCGGUAUUAACGUACACUUUGACCAGGCACGUGAUCAAGCUAGCAGCUGCACGGGAACGAGUCUCAUUUCAAAGCCACCUUUGCAUCCACAUUGCAACUAGUUUGAAACAACAACAACAAAAUGAAGUUUCUGAAACUCUUUGGACGUGCUAAAUCUGUGGUUAUUGGAAUGAUUCAUGUUCAAGCCUUGCCAGGCACACCUUUAGGAAGCAUGGUCAUUCCUCAAAUUAUCGAGGAGGCAUGCCACGAGGCAGAAAUCUAUCACAACGCGGGAAUUGAUGGGCUGAUCAUUGAGAACAUGCAUGACAUUCCAUACACAUUCUCAGUUGGACCAGAGGUGUGUGCCUCUAUGACAGCGGUGUGUGCUGCGGUGAGGGGGAUCUGUCCGCUUCUGCCUCUUGGAGUUCAGAUCCUGUCUGCAGCAAACAUCUCAGCUGUUGCUGUUGCACUGGCUUCAGGUAUGGAUUUUAUCAGGGCAGAGGGAUAUGUCUUCUCACAUGUUGCUGAUGAAGGCCUUUUGAAUGGAUGUGCCGGAGACCUUUUGCGAUACCGCAAGCAAAUGCAGGCUGAACAUGUGCAGAUCUUUACUGAUAUAAAAAAGAAGCACAGCUCCCAUGCCCUGACUUCAGAUGUGAGCAUAGUGGAGACGGCCAGAGCAGCUGAGUUUUUCCUUUCUGAUGGUCUCAUCAUCACUGGAACAGCCACAGGGGUUCAGGCAGAUCCAAUGGAGCUCAGAGAUGUUGCAGGGUCUGUAAGACUCCCAGUUCUUAUUGGCUCAGGAGUGACCUAUGACAACGUGGAAAACUACCUUGAUGCUAGUGCAAUGAUAAUUGGCUCUCAUUUCAAGAGGGGAGGAGUUUGGGCAAAUGCUGUUGAUCCAGAAAGCGUUAAAAAGUUUAUGGGGAAGGUGCAUUUGCUUCGAAAAUGAAAUCCACCAAUUUGCUGCUAAAAUAAUUUAAUGCAGAACAAUGACAUUUGGUGGUAAUAAUACAUGUAAUUACUAAAGUUAUGUCUCAUGCUAUUUAAUAAAACACAAAUAAUACCUAAACAAAACAGAUUUAUUUAACAUCUUUUAACAUUUAAAUAUACACCAAAAUACCAAAUAAAUCUGAAUAUAUUUACAAACCGGGCUUGUAGCAGUACAACAAACAUAAGAACACACUGGGAAUAAAUGUAUAAAAACAAAGUGAAUCACUAAGUACAAAACAUACAUUAGUAACAGUGUUUCAUCAUUAUUUGGUAAUCCUUACAUACAUUGUAUUUGUUAUUAAAAAAUAUAGCGAAAGA
Messenger RNA from Oncorhynchus nerka (sockeye salmon), 1539 nucleotides. RefSeq lists its product as uncharacterized. The record is from RefSeq and is a predicted model, not a curated record. Bases 374 to 1180 code for a protein of 268 amino acids. Lineage: Eukaryota; Metazoa; Chordata; Actinopteri; Salmoniformes; Salmonidae. The transcript has 6 exons.